This is a messenger RNA of Glycine soja, 2644 nucleotides long. RefSeq names its product calmodulin-binding protein 60 B-like. Gene Ontology annotation, biological process: regulation of salicylic acid biosynthetic process. The transcript has 9 exons. Gene Ontology annotation, cellular component: nucleus. Gene Ontology annotation, molecular function: sequence-specific DNA binding; calmodulin binding; DNA-binding transcription factor activity. The record is from RefSeq and is a predicted model, not a curated record. Bases 224 to 2098 code for a protein of 624 amino acids. NCBI's taxonomy places the organism in Eukaryota, Viridiplantae, Streptophyta, Magnoliopsida, Fabales, Fabaceae.
ACACAGAAUGCAUGGCGACAACCAUGCACGGCGGUUUGGCUGGCUCAUAAAAAAGCGAAAGCAAAAGUUUCUGUCAACUGAAAAUGAACUGUUGAAGCUUACAUGACUGAGAAAACCUACUUAGUCACCUUGUGUGCCGCCGCCGCCGCCGCCACCGUGCUUUUUUCCUUUUUCUUUUUUUCUUUCGCUUUCUCGAGAACCAAACAGGUUUGUGAUUGGAACAAUGCACGGCAGGGCGCAAGAGAAGCGAGGUUUGGAUUUGGCUUCCGCCGAAGAAGGUCAGCCUGAUCGGAAACGACCUGCGUUGGCUAGUGUAAUUGUUGAGGCCCUGAAGGUGGACAGUCUGCAGAAACUUUGCUCAUCACUGGAGCCUAUUCUACGCAGAGUUGUUAGUGAAGAAGUUGAGCGUGCUUUGGCAAAAAUAGGCCCUGCCAAGCUUAAUAAUACUGGCAGGUCUUCCCCAAAGUGGAUAGAAGGCCCUGAUGGCAAAAUUUUACAAUUGCACUUCAAGACCAGGCUAUCCCUUCCCCUCUUUACUGGUGGGAAAGUGGAGGGUGAGCAAGGGACAUCCAUACAUAUUGUUUUGAUUGAUGCAAAUACUGGCCAUAUUGUCACAUCAGGGCCAGAGUCAUGUGUCAGGCUAGAUGUUAUUGUACUAGAGGGAGAUUUCAAUAAUGAGGAUGAUGAUAAUUGGGAUGAAGAACAGUUUGAUAGUCAUAUUGUGAAAGAGCGGGAAGGAAAAAGGCCUCUUCUAACUGGUGAUCUGCAAGUCACACUGAAGGAGGGUUUAGGUACACUUGGUGAGCUUACAUUUACAGACAACUCUAGCUGGAUAAGGAGUAGGAAGUUUAGAUUGGGGCUGAAAGUUGCCUCAGGUUGUUGUGAGGAAAUGCGUAUCCGUGAAGCCAAAUCAGAACCUUUCACAGUUAAGGAUCAUCGUGGAGAAUUAUACAAGAAACACUACCCGCCUGCCUUGAAUGAUGAGGUCUGGAGACUGGAGAAGAUUGGUAAGGAUGGGUCAUUUCACAAAAGGCUAAAUAAAGCUGGAAUAUAUACGGUUGAAGACUUCUUAAGAUUUGUGGUCAGAGACCCUCAGAGAUUGCGGAAUAUUCUUGGGAGCGGCAUGUCAAAUAAGAUGUGGGAUAUUCUUGUUGAGCAUGCAAAGACUUGUGUUCUCAGUGGAAAACUUUAUGUAUACUAUCCUGAUGAUGCAAGAAAUGUGGGUGUUGUUUUCAAUAAUAUUUAUGAAUUAAGCGGCUUAAUUGCCAACGACCAAUAUUACUCAGCUGAUUCUCUCUCCGAGAAUCAAAAGGUUUAUGUAGACACGUUGGUGAAGAAGGCAUAUGAUAAUUGGAUGCAUGUUAUUGAGUAUGAUGGGAAGUCUCUGAUAAAUGACAACGAGGAUAAGACUUUGGAUACCACUCAUCCUCAGGCUCCAAUGACUUCCCAUGAAUAUUCAAACUCACUUCAGCAGAUAUCCAUCCCAGCUUUGCCACUUCCAUUACAUCCUGGCCAGCCUUCAGUGGAUUCAGGAGUAGCCGUUGGAGGUUAUCAUGAUGGGACAGCUUCCAGAUUCUCCUUGCAACCACAUCCUAAUCUUAAUUCUUCCAUUCAGUUUGAUGAUAAUGCAUUUCCACUGCAAAACCAGUUGAUGAGUGUUUCACACCAUACCCAACUUCCAAGAAAUGAAAAUGGGCGGACUGUUGGUCCUCCACAAUCAUCCACGCAUGGCUUUGAGCCUCUCACCAUUUCAAAUCCUACUUACAGAGGAGCUGAAGAGUACUUCCCAGAGGAGGAAAUUCGUAUUAGAAGUAAUGAGAUGCUAGAAAAUAACGAUAUGCAGCAUCUUCUCCGUAUUUUUAACAUGGGAGGCCAAUCACAUCCUACCCUUAAUGCUCAGGAUGAUGGGUACCCUAGUUCAUCUACAUACAUUUCUGCAAACCCCAUGGGCUACAAUUUUGAUGAUGAACCAAACCGUUCCUCGGGAAAAGCUGUUGUGGGCUGGCUCAAGCUGAAGGCUGCUUUAAGAUGGGGUAUUUUUAUUCGGAAACAGGCUGCUGAGAGACGUGCACAGCUCGUUGAACUGGAUGACCCAUAGAGAUCUUGGGGGGGCAUUACUGAUAUUUAGUGAUCUGAACAAUAAUUUUUCUGGUUAUAGCAUCCAAGGUUUCUUAGUCUUUCAUGACAUUCAGAAUUGGUGUCAUGCUGAAAUCUCAUAGCACGAGCAAGGAUAUGAAAUCUGGACUGAAUUAUUUGGUGCAGACUUAACUUAAAGAUUCCACUGUGCCUUGAUCCAUAAACAGUUGUGCAUAGACCUCUGUCUGUAGAAGAAUAUCAUUCUGCAACAUCUCUUCUUUAACUGCUUUGCUUGUGAUGUUUUCCUGCAUCCAAGUUGUAAAGAUCGAAGGUUUGCUCGUUUUUAAACUGAAGCAUGUUGUUGGAAUGCUGCUUAAACUUGGCAAGCUCCAAGUGAAAUCACAAGGAGCUAGCUACUAGGAUCUUUACAGCAUUUACCAGGUUGUAUUCAAUUCUGUAUAGUAAGCUAGCUAGAUGAUUUUCAACCCAACUGAAGUUUGUUUUAUAGUUGCUCUGUGGCAUUAUAAUAGUUAUAAUAAUUAAUUUGAACUGCUAUGUGUUUCCAGUA